Penicillium lagena is the source of this 3849-nucleotide messenger RNA. RefSeq lists its product as uncharacterized. Gene Ontology annotation, biological process: regulation of DNA-templated transcription. The record is from RefSeq and is a predicted model, not a curated record. Gene Ontology annotation, molecular function: succinyl-CoA:3-oxo-acid CoA-transferase activity; zinc ion binding; DNA-binding transcription factor activity, RNA polymerase II-specific. The coding region runs from base 1 to 3849 and encodes 1282 amino acids. NCBI's taxonomy places the organism in Eukaryota, Fungi, Ascomycota, Eurotiomycetes, Eurotiales, Aspergillaceae. The transcript has 14 exons.
AUGGAGGCCGAUACAGCACGGCCACCACAAUCGCAGCAGGGCAAGCAAGCGGCGUGUCUGAACUGCCGCCGGAGCAAAAUCCGCUGCAACCGCCUGCCCGGCGAGGCGCGCUGCGAGAAAUGCAGACACGCCAAUGCCGACUGCAUUGUUCCUAGUCACCACCUAGGGCGGCAGAAGGGAGUCAAGAAUAAACGAAAAGGAUUGGAGAAGGCCAUCCACCAAAUCGAGCAGGCUAUCAAGCGGCCGCGGGUGGAUUCUGGGGAUGGUCCUGGGACCGAUGAUGCCCAAAGGGCGAUUUCGGGUUUGCAAGAGCUACUAGAUAAAGUCCAGGGCCAUCUAGUACAGAACACAGCCAGUGAAUUUGCCGACAGUUCUCAUCAUCUGCGCAAUUUGCCCUCUCCCCAGCGAGACACCCAUGCAGAUGAGAGUCUGACUCUCGAUGAUGCAGAGAACCCCCUGCAGCUUCUUGCGCGGGCCUCUGAUCUCCAACUCUCUCCAUCAGAGAGGCACCAUGUACCCAACACAUCACCAUUGCCUUCUGUGGCGCUGCCGACACUGCCACCGGAGACCACCGGCGUGCUUGCGGAAUCGAGCGCACAGCCGUUUUUUGUUCAAGCGAGAGCGAGUUUGGAUAUAGGUCCGGAGCUGGACCCUGUGGAUUUGGGACUCGUCACAUUUGAUGAAGCAGAGUCCUUGUUCUCAUUUUUCUAUCAGAGUCUGGCACAUACGCGAUGGGGCCUGGAUCCUUUAAUACACAGUGCUUCUUUCGUGCGCUCUCAGUCUGCAUUCCUCUUUACUUCCAUUUUAGCCGCAUCAGCCUUGUUUUUGCCAUCUGCAGCUGCGUUGUCCACGAGGUUGUCGAGACAUUGCAAAUGGCUCGCAGAGCGGGUGAUCACGCAUCGACAUCGAUCCGUCGAGAUUGUCUUGGCUUUCAUGGUGCAUGUUCCAUGGAUGGCUCCCGGUGAUAGCCUGGGGGAUGAUGAUACUUGCUCAUAUCUCGCCAUGGCACUCACUGUGGCUUUGGAUCUGUCCUUGAACAAAAUUGUCGUACCGUCCUCGAGCUUUGACCAGGGAUUGCUGAGCCGGCUCGCAAAAGCGGACUGUAUCGACGCUAAACGGGCAUUGCAUAUGGAUGGAUUCGAUGAUAUCGAUCCGGCCUCGAAAUGGGGGAGGCGAUUGCUUCGACGACGAGAACGGACCUGGAUUGCUUUAUUUGUCGUGGAAAGGGGUGUCUGUCUCGCUCGCGGAAGAAGCUAUACUGUGCCUCCAACGGCACUCAUUGAGCAUUGCGAUCACUGGCAUGAUUCCGACGUUGCAGAUUUACGCGAUGGACCCAUGAAUUCCAUGGCUGUUCUAAGAAGAGACCUGGAUGAUCUAUUCAGAAAAGCCAAGUCGAGCUGUGAUAGUUAUCGUGUUGUUGACACCGGGGCUGAGGCGGCGCAAACAAUCAAGAAAACCAUUGAGAGCUUCUACGAGCAGUGGUAUGCGACAUGGGCAUUAGCCAUUGGUGAAGGGGAAUCUCGGUCGCUACCGCCAUACGUUGAGAUCUUGGUUACCCAUACUCAGCUCUCCACAUACGGCGGUGUCAUUAACCACCCCACGGCUCCCGUUGAAGUGAAGCGCUUUUUCCGGGCUGCCGGGCUUUCUUCCGCGUUGAAUGUUCUCCGAGCCGCUAUACAGGGCGAAUCCCGACUCAAGUCUAUGCCCAACAAUACUGUCAUCAUGAUCUCCUUUGCUGCAUGCUCAGCUCUCAGUCUAAGCGUCACCCCAGGCGACAGCAGGUCCAGCUUAGCACCCAGCGUUCGAACUCUCAUUGAAGAAACAGCUGGUGUCCUAGAACGGAUUGGGGCCACACCAAGCCAUCGAAAUGGGGCUUCGGUGCUUUAUGGAAGGUUUCUGAGGGAAUUGAUUCGACGCGCACCUGCAAUCAACCCCAAUUCUCAACCCCGACUCGAUCAACCAGAAACUGUUCUCCAGCCCGCUUGCUUGGAUGAUAACCAUGAUCCUACAUUGCCCGUCGCUCAGUCCUCAUUAUUACCCCCCGAAGAUCUUUGGUCGGAGCCGUUGCAGUUUUCUGCUAUGUCAGAUGGUCAGAUCAUUGAUGCGGUCAAUCGAGCUGGUACUGCGUUUGGAGCAUCUAUUCCCGAUGUGUCUAUGGAUAAUAUGCUUAGCUGGGAUUGGCUUGACUUUGUCAUCGUAAAUAUGGCAACCAUGCGCAUCUCAACUGCAUCUCUGUCGCAAAGAGUGAUCACCACCUGCCGACCUCGAUUGUAUCUUGGCGUUCGGUGCCGAAGCGGGCAUUCCUUUGCGCCGAUAGCAAAGGCGCGCGAUGGCGACCGCAAAUACUCGACAACCACACCAGCUCCGUCACUAGCGCCAAAAGUCGAACGCGGUGGCUCCAAAUUGUUCAAGGAUGCUGACGCCGCCGUCGCCGACAUCAAGAGCGGAUCCACGAUCCUCAGCUCCGGGUUUGGACUGUGCGGGGUGGCAGAAACGUUGAUCAAUGCGAUGCACCGCCGAGGUGCCGAUCAAUUACACUCGCUGACCGCGGUCUCGAAUAAUGCCGGUGCCGCGGGCAAGGGCGGCCUCUCGACGCUGUCACAGAAUGGCCAACUGAACCGGCUGAUCCUUUCGUAUUUGGGGAACAACAAGGCACUGGAGAAGAAGUACCUAUCGGGAAAUAUUGCCAUUGAGCUCUGUCCCCAAGGCACCUUAGCUGAGCGUUUGCGGGCUGGAGGCGCGGGUAUCCCGGCAUUCUACACUCCGACUGGUGUCCGCACAUUUAUCCAAGAAGGCAAAAUCCCUGUCCGCAUGGAUCAGUCGGGCAAGGUGUUGGAAAAUGGCAAGCCGCGCGAGACGCGAGAAUUCAAUGGCAAAUCGUACUUGAUGGAGACCGCACUGACGGGUGAUGUGGCGAUUAUUCGGGCGUGGAAGGCAGAUGAGGCUGGAAACUGCGUGUUCCGGUAUACAACGAAGGCCUUCGGUCCCAUUAUGGCCAAGGCAGCGACCCUGACUAUUGUUGAAGCUGAGAAUAUUGUACCCAUUGGUUCUAUUGACCCGAAUGAUGUGGAUCUUCCCGGCAUCUUCGUGGACCGUGUUGUGCCGGCGACCGACGAGAAGCACAUUGAGAUUAAGAAGCUGCGCACGAACGAACACAGCGCGACUGAGCCCACUCAAGACGCAGCCUUGAUUGAGAGAAACCGAAUCGCGCGUCGGGCGGCCAAGGAGCUCAAGCAGGGGUAUUAUGUCAAUCUGGGUGUCGGAAUUCCCACACUGGCACCGUCGUACUUGCCCAAGGAUGUCAAGGUCUGGAUUCAGUCGGAGAAUGGUAUCCUGGGAAUGGGCGAAUAUCCCACAGAAGAAGAAUUAGAUCCGGACAUCAUCAACGCUGGAAAGGAAACCGUCACACUUGUUCCCGGUGCCGCAACAUUUGACAGCACUGAAUCAUUUGGUAUGAUCCGUGGUGGCCAUGUGGACGUGUCUAUACUCGGUGCUCUCCAAGUUAGCGCCAACGGCGACCUGGCCAACUACAUGAUCCCCGGCAAGGUGUUCAAGGGAAUGGGUGGAGCCAUGGACCUGAUAUCGAACCCGGAAAAGACCAAGAUUGUCGUGGCCACCAGCCAUGUGGCCAAGGACGGCUCCCCCAAGAUCGUCCAGGAGUGUAGCCUGCCGUUGACGGGUGCCAAUGUGGUCAGCACUAUCAUUACUGACUUGUGUGUCUUCCAGGUCAACCGGGCCACUGGAGAGCUCACUCUGACCGAACUGGCACCGGGGGUGGAGGUCGAGGAGGUGCAGCAGAAGACCGGGGCCAAGUUUAGCAUUGCUGAGAACUUGGAGAUCAUGGAGUAA